UGAAUAAUUCAUUUACCCUAUAGAAUAAUGUGACUCAGUUGAUCUGACUACUCGAUCUGACCUCAUAUCGAACGCAUCUAGACCGCUGACCACGCAUCGCGCCUGCCUACACUGCAUGACCUCACCUCCUCGUCCUCUUCACUCUAAAACUCCAUCUAUAUCCCCAUACCAUAUCCUCCAAACCACCCAUCUCAUAACCCACAUAUAUACCCAAAUACCACCACCACCAACCAUCUUAAGAAUACCAAGUCAACAUGUCAACCUGGUACACAUCCUACAAAACCUCCAUCACGGUCCUUCUCCUCGUGCUCGUCCCCAUCGUCGUGAUCUGCAGUAUCCUGGCCGUCGCCCUCGCAUGCUCGGAAUUCUGGAGCUCAUCCCGGAAAUCAGUCACUUGGGUGUUUUGGAUCAAGUCGCUGGAUCGGACUAAGGGGAAACGGAGUCAGCGGGAUUUGGAGCGGGGGGGUUCGGAGCAGCCGCAUUUGGCACAUACGGGGGUGCCUGGGUAUCGGGAGUGAA
Messenger RNA from Aspergillus ibericus CBS 121593, 519 nucleotides. RefSeq lists its product as uncharacterized. Lineage: Eukaryota; Fungi; Ascomycota; Eurotiomycetes; Eurotiales; Aspergillaceae. The record is from RefSeq and is a predicted model, not a curated record. The coding region runs from base 116 to 430 and encodes 104 amino acids. The transcript has a single exon.